CCACGUUCUCGCAUCGCCGCUACAUCAACAAUCCAUUGAACAUCCUCCGCCAAAAGUUCGACACCGCCUAAUUUCCUCAAUCCGAACAACGCCAGAACAACAGCCAACAUGUCGGGCACUCUUCACUAUCUCCCACCAGUCAAGCCAUCAGCCAUCGCGCUCGGCACUGUCUUCAACCACGUCGCAUCCCUCGCCGUCCUUGGCCCACUCUUUGGCGAGACCUACCGCCGCGCGCAGGCCGCCAACUCUGCCGAGGAGUUCUUCAAGUCAAAGGAGGCUGCUAGCGCUGGUGCUGCCUGGGGAACCUCGCUCAUCGGAUCUGCCGUUCAGUCGUACGGUGUUGGUGCUCUGAUCAAUGCUACUGGUACUCUGUCCUACAAGGGCGCUGCAUACCUUGGUGCCUUGAUCUUCGCUGCCUCUUCUGCCCCAUCCUUCAUCGCCCAGGUCACCACCGAGAAGCGCCCACUCGACACUGUGGCCGUGGGUGCUCUGGCCCGCGUCUUCGAGACUGUUGGUCUAUCCAUGUUCCUCACCUGGUGGGGAACCCGCACCAACCCAUUCGGCAACAACCUCCAGUAGAUUGGAGUAGCUGAAGAGCUGUAAUGCAUGGUGAAAUAGCAGGAGUUGGCAAUCGAAGUUGGAGCAAAGGCGGAGACUCCACUGCCGUAUGCUUGGCCACAUGCCAUCCCUGAGAAUAGUUAGCAAAAAUACGAGUUCUUUGUGUGUUAGAAAGUAACGAGAGCCUUGAAAAAGUCCCCCUUCCCGUACG
Molecule: messenger RNA, 769 nt
Organism: Pseudocercospora fijiensis CIRAD86
Lineage: Eukaryota; Fungi; Ascomycota; Dothideomycetes; Mycosphaerellales; Mycosphaerellaceae
Exons: 3
Coding region: 109-579 (156 amino acids)
Source: RefSeq, a predicted model, not a curated record